AUCUCAAAAUUCAGUAUAGACAAUGUAUUGUGUUUCAUAAGUGUCCCUCUUUAAGAUAAUAAUCUGAAUUGUAUAAAAGUGUAUUUGGGGGGACAAAUUACAACCAAAUUACAAUAUUUGUAAUAAUAAUAAUCUGUCAUAAUUUUUUAUAUCAUCUGUAUAAUUUAAAUGAACUAAUCUAACAAACUGACAAGGUGACACAGUGGCUUUGAUGACUCAGCCACAGAGACCUGGUGGGGCAGCUUUUAACACAGCCCCCUGUGACUCAGGUCAGACAUAUUUCCCAUGAAGCAAUGUGUCAGCUGUCUGAGUGUGGGUGGAUGUUCCUGGGGAGUGGGUAGGGGUAGGGUUGGAGGUGGGAAAGAGGGACUGAAGCAUGGAUAUUGCAUUUCAUGUUCCAGAAAGAAGCCCAUAGCUCCACACCGAGCACCCAGUCUAUAAAUAACCUCCCAGUUGGAGCUCAGUUGAAGGGUCAGGACAGCUGAGGGAGAGGGCCGCCCCUGGGUUCAGCUGGUGUGGGCUAAUAGCAGACUGACUGUGCUUCUGAAUCCUCUUUCCAGCCUAGAAAUUAGAACUACUCUGCUAAAAAGAAGACUUUUUGUUUGAUUUGCAGCCCCUGAAAGGCUCUUUAUACUCACCUGCCACUAAAAAUGGCUCUACCUAUAAACCCCAUGGACGAGCCCAGGAUGUACCAGCAGACGCUGCUCCAGGACGGUCUGUACGACUUGCUGGAGAAUGACAAGCUGGUCGACUGUGUGCUGAAGAUCAAAGACAAGGAGUUCCCCUGCCACCGGCUGGUCCUGUGCGCCUGCAGCUCGUACUUCCGCUCCAUCUUUCUAUCUGACCUAGAAGAGAGCAAAAAGAGGGAGAUUGUCCUUGAGGAUGUGGAGCCUGGAGUCAUGGGGCUGAUCCUCAAGUACCUGUACACCUCCAAAAUCAAUGUGACGGAGCAGAAUGUUCAGGACAUCUUCGCUGUGGCUAAUGUGUACCAGAUCCCUUCGAUUUUCACUGUAUGUGUCUCUUUCCUACAAAAGCGCCUGAGCCUCAGCAACUGCCUGGCUGUCUUCAGACUUGGCCUGAUGCUAGACUGUCCCAGGUUGGCUGUCUCUGCCCGAAACUACGCCUGUGAGCGCUUCCAGCUCAUCUCCAGAGAUGAGGAGUUCCUUCAGCUGCUCCCCAGCGAGCUGGCAGCCAUUUUAACAAACGACAACCUGAACGUAGAGACAGAAGAGGCCGUGUUUGAGGCUUUGAUAAACUGGGUGUCCCGGGAUGCAGAGAACAGAGAGAAAGAGCUGCCAGGUAUGCUGGAUUGCGUUCGUUUGCGUCUGGUCAAUGAAGAUUACCUGAAAGAAAAAGUGGAGAAACACAAACUGAUGUCUUCAAAUCCUGAGUUGCAGCAGAAACUCCAGCUGGUUAGGGAUGCUCGUGCCGGGAAAAUACCUGAGGUUAAAAAAAGCAAGAAGGAGAAUGGUGGAGCAGAAAAAGACGGAGAGGGGGAGGAUAACGAGGAGGAAGAAGAAGGUCUUCUUCCAGGCAUCCUGAAUGACAACCUCAGAUUUGGCAUGUUUGUCAGGGACUUGAUACUGAUGGUCAAUGACACGGGUGCUGUGGCAUAUGAUCCGUCAGGGAACGACUGCUUUGUAGCAUCACUGUCCACACAGAUUCCCAAGAACCACACCAGCCUGGUCACCAAGGAGAACCAGAUUUUUGUGGCAGGAGGAUUAUUCCUCGAUGAACAGAACAAGGAAGAUCCCCUGUGCUCCUAUUUCCUGCAGUAUGACCCGGUCAGCGCCGAUUGGCUGGGGAUGCCUCCGAUCCCGUCUCCCCGUUUCCUGUUCGGGCUGGCCGAGGCAGAGAACUCCAUCUUUGUGUUGGGAGGGAGGGAGCUGAAGGAGCAGGAGCACACGCUGGACUCAGUUUUGGUCUACGACAGACAAUCUUUUAAAUGGGGUGAAUCAGAAUCAAUUCCUUACCCAGUUUAUGGACACGCAACGAUAUCCCACAAUGAUGUUGUCUAUGUGAUUGGAGGAAAGGGGGACAACAAGAGCUGUCUAAGAAAGAUGUGUGCAUAUGAUGCCAAGAGAUUUGAAUGGAAGGAGCUUCCGUCCAUGAAGAUCGCACGCUCCUUAUUUGGAGCCACCGUUCACAAGGACAAAAUAUAUGUGGCAGCAGGAGUCACCGACAACGGCCUGACAGACUCUGUGGAGGUGUACGACAUCGCUACCAAGACGUGGUCAGACUUCGUAGCGUUUCCUCAGGAGCGUAGCUCUCUGAACCUGGUGUCUUCAGCUGGCUCGCUGUACGCUAUAGGAGGUUUUGCCAUGAUGCCUUUGGAGGACAGUGAGGAGAUCGUUCCCAAAGAGAUGAACGAUAUCUGGAGGUACAAUGAGUCAGAGAGAACGUGGAACGGGAUCCUCAGAGAGAUCCAGUACGCUUCAGGGUCCACCAUUCUGGGGGUCCGCCUCAACACCCUGCGUCUCACCAAGAUGUAAAACCACCUCCGGUGCCUGUUUGUCCACAAAAAAAAAAAAAAUCAAUGCUGGAGUCCACAGUAGUUUUACAGCAGUCCAAGGACAGGUACAGUUGUGCUCAAGGUCACAAUGACAUACAACAUGAGCACAUUUGUCACGAAUCAGCUUGUGUGUUUGGUGUUCUCCUUGUUUUAUUUUACAUAAUGUGACAGCAGUUCUAAAUGUGCAGCUACUUAUGAUUCUGGCCUAAUGUCAUGGACAGUUUUCUUUUUUAAUUAAUGACAUUUUUAUAUGUUACUGACUCAGUUUGUAAAAUUGUAAACAAUAUGUAGUUGUUGAUUUUUUUGCAAUGAAUGGAAUAAAAUUUAAGUAUUUAAGUACCAACCAAAAAAA
This is a messenger RNA of Seriola aureovittata, 2864 nucleotides long. RefSeq names its product kelch-like family member 40b (gene klhl40b). The record is from RefSeq and is a predicted model, not a curated record. NCBI's taxonomy places the organism in Eukaryota, Metazoa, Chordata, Actinopteri, Carangiformes, Carangidae. The transcript is spliced from 6 exons. Gene Ontology annotation, molecular function: protein binding. The coding region runs from base 651 to 2492 and encodes 613 amino acids.